This is a messenger RNA of Hansenula ciferrii, 6105 nucleotides long. RefSeq names its product DNA/RNA helicase SEN1 (gene SEN1). Bases 1 to 6105 code for a protein of 2034 amino acids. Gene Ontology annotation, cellular component: nuclear body. Gene Ontology annotation, molecular function: transcription termination site sequence-specific DNA binding; helicase activity. Gene Ontology annotation, biological process: termination of RNA polymerase II transcription. The transcript has a single exon. Lineage: Eukaryota; Fungi; Ascomycota; Saccharomycetes; Phaffomycetales; Wickerhamomycetaceae. The record is from RefSeq and is a predicted model, not a curated record.
AUGUCAACAGCAAGUUCUCAUACAUCUUCCAAUAGUUCGUUACCUGAUGAUCCUGAAUUUCAAGAUUUGGUUAGAAUAAUUAAGGAAUCACACAAAAAUUCUACAGAUGAUGCUUUACAACAAGAUGCACUACAGAGAUCUAUGACAUAUAUCCAUAAUCAUGCUGAAGAAAAACAUUUGUUUUGUGAUAAGUUAAUGUUUCAUCCAGCCAUACAUGCUCUUAUAUUGUUUUCAUUUCCAGAGAAUGAUGCUUUGACUUGGUACAAAGAGAAAAUUGCACAUAGUUUAAAUACUUGUUCCAAAUGUAUAAUGUUAUUUCAUAGAGGAAGAGCCAAACUUAAACUUACAUUUGCAAUUGAACGUGGUAUUGAUGCAUCAAGUGUUCAAGAAUUUACUUCAAUUAUACUACGUUGGGAAGCACAGAGGUUAUUAGACCGCCUCAAACCAGAAUGGGAUCAAUAUAUAUUUGAUAGACAAGUAAAUACAACCAAAGAUGUUCCAAGAGGUGUUCUUUUUGGAUUUGCAGAAUUUUUGUAUGCACCAGGGAUACUGAGACAAAAUGCAGAAGUCAAAGCUCUAUUCAAUGAUAUAUUUAAUUUUUUACAAUCAAUCAAUCAUAAAUUCAUAGCAACUGCACCAGCAAUAACCCCUGGUAUGAUUUAUCUACUUUUUGAUGGUGAUAGUGAACAGAGAGAAUGGGCAAUGAAACAUGUUGAAAAUUUAUACAAUCCAAAUACAUCUAUAAGGUAUACAUCAGCACCGUCAGAUAUAUUAGAGGAAUUUUCAGUCCAUUUUUUGAACAUUCAAAGCCCCAAGUUUUUGAAUGAUGAUACCUGUGAAACAUUCUAUAGAAAUGUAUACCCUAUCAUUAGACUUUAUGAUGAAAAAGUCAUUGUUGAAAAGUUUAACAUGCCUCAAGAUAUCGACUCUGUUAAACAAGUGUUAAACUAUGAAGUUGUACCACUUUUGAGACUUUUACAAAACCAUAUAAUGUCGUUCUAUAUUGAACCAUUGCCACAAAUUUUGAAGUUUUUCACACUCAUACUACAGAUUUUUGGGGAAAAAUUUUGGAAUCAUACAUCAACUUACACAUUUCAUAAUUUUAUUGAAACUAUCACUGGAUCUCAAAAUUUUGUUGCAAGUUUUGAACAUCUUUCAACUUCUCCCAUUAAUGUUGAUGAAGAAUCAACCCCACAAGAUUUAAUGGGAUGGAUAGAUCCUUUCAUCAAAACAUUGGUUUCUUCCAAAAAGCAACAAGCUUUGAACAGAUUAUCAUUAGAUUUGAUUUCACAUAUGGAAAAUAUGAAUAAAAUUUCAUUAGACAAUAAGGCUUUGAUCUUCGUGAAGGCCUGUGAGCUGAUAAGUGAUGCAUUGACUAUUGAUAAAAGACUAUAUUCUGCUGGGUUUGGUACUGAUUUAUUACUCAGAAGUGAUUCCAGAGUUGUGAUUGAUCAAAAAUUGAUAAGAUUCAUUGAUUAUGCAACAUGCAGAGCUAUAUUUUUCCCACCAAAUGAUAAGUUGAAAAAUGCAGAAGUAUCCAGAAAAGCUACCGAAGUUUUAUGUAAAGCUUUAAAAUUUGAUUUAUUAUCAUUUGCUCAAAAUAGUUUUGAUAUUCACAAUGGUGAAAAACCUUCAACUUUAACAUUUUCCCCAGCUCUUUUCAAAGCUUUGUUGAAUCAAAAUCUUGCUGUUCAAUUGGAACUUGCAUUUCAGUUAAUUUGCUCAAUGGACACAGUAUCUGGUAUCAUACCUUUGAAAGGACCACAUGAGAAAGAAGUUAAACAAAUAUUAGAAUUUUUGCAACAGUUUUUUACACGCUUUAGUGACAUUGAUGUCAAAAAUACCAAAAUGAUUUUAUCCAAUCCAAAAAGUUUGAAUGGUUAUUGGUCUUGUGUGUUCUCUUCUGAUUCUAAUCUUUAUCAGUCCGCUGUUGAUAUAUUAUAUGAAACAUUUGAUGCAUCUGGUAGAUUGGAAGGUAUUCAUGAUUUAUUGGAAAAUAAUUUAGAUGCCUGUAUCAAAGCUAUCAAUUCAAAUUUGACCAACUUGAUUUUUAUUAAAUUUUACGAGCCUUGUCCAAGAGCUGUUAGGGUUUUAAAAGAUGUGGUUGAAGCAUUGAAUGAUAAGGUAACUGGUUUAUUUAAUGAUUCAUCAAAAUUCAGUGAUUCUACAAAAGACAGUUUAAUCCAUUUCUGGAAUAGAUGCUGGAAUUUCUUGGAUCUAAUUUAUGUGGAGACGUUACAUUGGGCAAAUAAGUAUUCAGAAAACGAACUCGUGGAGUUCACAAGAGAUACACUUGAUUUAUCACAAGCUCUUUUAGAUUGUUUUAAAACAAUUAAGGACAUAGCAAGUAAUAAAGACGGUAAACAGACAAUCGUUGAAGUUACAAAUACUUUCCCACAUAUGUUGGUUUGGUUAAGGUUAAGUGAUCCUGGUUUAUUAGCUUCUUGUGUUCGCUUGAUUACUUCAACCGCUGAUCUUGCAAUGGAGCUUGAAUUAGAACUUGAUUCUACUGUGAUCGUAUUGCUAGCUAAAUAUGGUUCAAGGGCUAAAAAAUUCAACAAUAAGCUCACCAAUCAACAAUCUACAGAAAUUAUUGAAAAGGCUAAACAGUUCGAUAAGAAAUUGGUUGAAAUAACCAUUGAAGAAUCUGAAAGUUAUAGAAGACAAAAGGAAGCUAGUGAAGAGUCUCAAAUUUCAAAUGUUUCAAGUCGUGAUAGCACACCAGCUGUUACUGCACGUCCAACUGAUACAUCAGCAAAUCGUGCUAGAGGUCAAUUGAAAAUCACCAAUUUUGGAAGUUUGUCCAAAGUUGCACCUUCUGCACCUGCUAAACCUCAAUUACCAAUGUCUGCUUUGGAAAAGGCAAGAAGAGAGAUGAAAUCUGGUCCACCAAGGGUAAUUCAUGAAGCUAGACCUUCAGGGUUUAAUAGCAGAGCAAAACCUAUUAGAACACCUAAAGCAGAUGAUAGUUCAGAUGAUGAAUCUGAAACAGAAGAUGCACACAGUUUGUUUAAUUUGCCUCCAAGCAAGAAACAACCAGGUAUUACAAUUCUUGGUGAUAAGAAAGCUAGUAACAGACCAAAGAUGUCAUCUAAGAAAGAACGUGAACUUGAAGAGCAAAAUAGUAGAAAGAGAUUGAACGUUGAUUUGAAACCAUUAUACUCUAGUAUUUUGAAAUGGUCAUACCAAAAUGAGUCUGAUUAUCCAAGUGGAAGUAAUGAAAAUUAUCCAAUUGUUCCAGAUAGAUUUGCAUCAGCCAAUGAUUAUAUCAAAAGUUAUGAACCCCUUUUGUUUCUGGAAUGCUGGCAAGCUAUAUUAUCAUCUAAAAAAAGAGAAUCAGAGGUACCAAUACCAGUUAAUAUUGCAUCAAAGAGUGUUGUUGGUGAGUUUUAUGAAGUGUUCUUAAAUCUAACUAGAAAUGAGAUAUCUGAAAAAGGUCUUUCAGAUUCGGACCUUGUUGUUAUUGCGCUACAUGAUACUUCAAGUAUAAAAGAUGUUAGAGCUUCUGAUGUCGCAAACUCAAAGAUAACUUGCUUGGCUAAAAUUAAUGAUAUCAAGUAUGUUAAAGGUGACAGUGCUGAUGUAUCAUUGAGAAUUCAUAGAAAUGUACCACAAGUUGUUAAUAAUAUGUUAAACCCACACUCUCCUAUAAUCAUGAUGAAAGUUAUGCAAAUGACUACAAUUGAAAGAGAGUAUUCUUCAUUACAUGGUCUAGCAUACUACAAUUUGUCAAGACAAAUUUUACAAGCCACACCAGAUACAAGUGCUAUUGCUACUGACGAUGAAAUCGAAGAAGUCCAGAAAAAUUACAAGGUCAAUCGCUCACAAGCUAAUGCCAUUGCUUCUUCUAUCAAGGCCCAAGGUUUCUUUUUGGUUCAAGGUCCUCCAGGUACUGGUAAAACAAAAACUAUUCUUGGUAUUAUCAGUCACAUGUUGUCAAAUUAUCGUGCUAAUUCUAAUGUCAUUCAAACACCUAGUGUAAUACCAGGGAAAACUUUAGCUGAUUUCAAGAACAAAAAGGUUUUGAUCUGUGCUCCAAGUAAUGCCGCUGUGGAUGAACUUGUCCUUCGUUUGAAAGACGGUAUUCCAAAUGCCAAAGGUGAAAUCUACAAUCCACAACUGGUUAGAUUAGGUAGAAGUGACGCUAUCAACACAGCAGUAAAGGAUAUGACAUUGGAAGAGUUAGUGGAUGCUAAAUUAGGUAAAAACACAGCUACCAAAUCAGAUACAAUUCCAGCAUUAUUGAAAGAAUUAUCAGAAGUUAAACAUGAAUUGGAGAAAAAAAGGGCUAUACUUGCAGCUGGUAAUAAUAAAAACGAAGAAAAGGUUCGAGGUGAAAUCAGAGAUAACAAAUUGAAACAGAAUAAGAUAAAGAAACAAUUAGAUGAAGAGAGAGAGGCUCAAACUUCUUCGAACCGUACUCGUGAAGUUAAUAGACGGAACAUUCAAGCUCAAAUAUUGAAUGAAGCUGAAAUUAUUUGUUCUACAUUAUCUGGGGCGGCACAUGAUAUGGUUGCUAAUAUUGGUAUUAAGUUUGACUCUGUUGUUAUUGAUGAAGCCUGUCAAUGUACAGAGCUUUCUGCUAUUAUACCACUCAGAUAUGGUUGCCAAAGGUGUAUCAUGGUUGGUGACCCAAAUCAAUUACCCCCAACUGUUCUUUCAUCUGUUGCUGCAGAGUCCAAAUAUGAUCAAAGUUUAUUUGUGAGAAUGACAAGUCAUUCUAAACCUUUAUUAUUGGAUGUUCAAUAUCGUAUGCAUUCUGAUAUAAGUAAAUUUCCUUCAAAAAAAUUUUAUGAUGGCCACUUACAAGAUGGUCCUUCAAUGGAUGUGCUUACAAAGAGAGAGUGGCAUAAAAAUGUGUCAUUUCCGCCAUAUAGGUUCUAUGAUAUUGCAGAGGGUAAAGAAUCUCAGAAUUCUAAAACAUUUUCUUACGUUAACAAAAUGGAGAUUAAGAUUGCAAUUGAGCUUAUUGACACACUUUAUACUAAGUUCGGUAGAAUUGAUUAUAGAAAUAAAAUUGGUGUUAUUACCCCGUACAAGGAGCAAAAUAGAGCCAUACAACAAGCAUUUAUAAGACACUUUGGUAAUCAAAUAAGAGGUGACAUAACCUUCAACACAAUUGAUGGGUUUCAAGGUCAAGAAAAAGAAAUCAUUAUAAUGUCAUGUGUGAGAGCAGAUUCGAAUAAAUCAGGUGUUGGUUUUUUGAAGGAUUUCAGACGUAUGAAUGUUGCUUUGACAAGAUCUAAAUGUUCCUUGUGGAUUCUUGGUCAUAAUAAUAGUUUGGUGAAAAAUGACUUAUGGUCUGAUUUGAUCACUGAUGCUAAAGAUAGAAAUAUGUUUGAGACUGUAUAUUACGGAUUCACUAGUAAUAGCAAUAGAUCUAUUAAACCAUCAACAGUUGCUGAUAAUCUAGAAGAAAAUCCGCAGUCUUUCGGUCCUCAGAAAGUGCAACAUGAAACUGAUCAUAAGCUGACUACUGAAGCUCUCAAACGGGGAAACUCUAGAAAUGAUCAAAAUGAUAAAAGACAUAGGAAUGAUCACAAUAUACAUAAACCGAAAAUAGCAGAAAAAUUCCCACAAGAGUUCAUAUCACCUUCAUCAUCAUCGACUAGUGCUGCAUUUUCAAAAGAUACACCAAAAGGUCCUUCAAAAAGUGGAACUCUACCACCUAAACCGAUGGCUAAGAAAAACCCAGUUUUUGGUGCAAAUAAUAAGAAGGUAGACCAUACGAAGUCCCAAAAGGGGUCUAGCUAUGAUAAUGGAGAUCGUUAUAAUAGUUAUAAUAGUUAUAAUAGAGAUAAUAGAGAUAACUUUGGCAAUCCGAACAACAACAGAAACAACAAUAAUUUCAAUGAUUUCAAUAACAAUAAUCAGAAUCAUGAUUUUAGUCGUGGUAGGUUUAAUGGAUACAAUAACAAUCCAUAUCCAAAAUCAGGAGGUUACCAAAGAUCUACAACUCCCUCUAAUAACCAAAAUUCUUCACUACCAUUACCAUCCAGUACCAAUAAUGUUUUACCACCGCUAAAUAAUGACAAUCAAGAGGGAAACAAAAGAAAACCAAAUUCAUCUAUCUUUAUUCAAAGUAACAAAAAAAGGAGACGUUAG